CAAGUGUGUUUUCUAGAUUUGAAUUCAUCCUAUCAGCUUCUGCUUUCCAAUAUAAAAGCACCAACAUUUUUUAAAAUGUUCAGUUUCAUUCAAAGAUUUAAUAAUUACACAAGUGACAAUUUGAAGCCUAUUUGAAGAAUGGCUAAGCUAAUGAUAAUCCUCGCUGUUUGCGUCGCCGUGACAAUGGCGUAUCCAGGUCAUGGUGGCGGUCGAGGUGGUCACGGUCAAGGUGGUUACGGUCAAGGCGGUUACGGUCAAGGUGGUUUUAAUGGCGGUCAAGGUGGUCUAGGAGGCGGUCAAGGUGGUUACGGUCAAGGUGGUUAUGGUCAAGGUGGUUUUAAUGGCGGCCAAGGUGGUCUAGGAGGCGGUCAAGGUGGUUACGGUCAAGGUGGUUUUAAUGGCGGUCAAGGUGGUCUAGGAGGCGGUCAAGGUGGUUUUGGUGGACAAGGCGGAUAUGGUGGCCAUGGUUAUUAAAAUUUUCGAUUAUAUAUAAAAAGUUUUAACACCACAAUUAAUUGACGCGUUAAAAGUAUUAAAAUAGAAAAAAAAUAAAAACUGAUAAAAAGGAA
Messenger RNA from Bactrocera neohumeralis, 569 nucleotides. RefSeq lists its product as uncharacterized. The transcript is spliced from 2 exons. Lineage: Eukaryota; Metazoa; Arthropoda; Insecta; Diptera; Tephritidae. The record is from RefSeq and is a predicted model, not a curated record. The coding region runs from base 139 to 474 and encodes 111 amino acids.